AUGGAGGCCAUUCGAAAUGGAGCGAGCAUGAGGGCAGGGGGGAGAGGAGAGUGGUGGCAUGGCAGAGACACUACCCCGACUGCCUGCCCCCCUCACCAGCUGCCCCCCUCACCAGCUGCCACACUCACCAGCUGCCACACGGGGACUGGCAGCGACCCGUUGUCGACCAUGGUGCUGGUGAAGCACGUGGCAGGGGGACAGGUGGCAGGGGGACAGGUGGCAGGGGGACAGGUGGCAGGGGGACAGGUGGCAGGGGGACAGGUGGCAGGGGGACAGGUGGCAGGGGGACAGGUGGCAGGGGGACAGGUGGCAGGGGUACAGGUGGCAGGGGGACAGGUGGCAGGGGGACAGGUGGCAGGGGGACAGGUGGCAGGAGGACAGGUGGCAGGGGGACAGGUGGCAGGGGGACAGGUGGCAGGGGGACAGGUGGCAGGGGGACAGGUGGCAGGGGGACAGGUGGCAGGGGGACAGGUGGCAGGGGGACAGGUGGCAGGGGGACAGGUGGCAGGGGGACAGGUGGCAGGCGGACAGGUGGCAGGCGGACAGGUGGUAGGGGGACAGGUGGCAGGGGGACAGGUGGCAGGGGGACAGCUUGCAGGGAGACGCAGUUGCAACACAGACAGUCGGGCCUCACAUAACGAUGAGCAGCGCGGGAGUGUUCCAGGAGCACCCAAGCGCGCCUCCAGCAAGGCAUUCCGAUUAGCAGCUGGACCGUCCCAACCAAAUGCGCCUCCGACGGGCCUCGGGGGUGGCGAGGCUGGGAAGCAGCAGGUGCAGGCUGAAUGCCACACACCAGCAGGUGCAGGCUGA
Closterium sp. Naga37s-1 is the source of this 810-nucleotide messenger RNA. The record is from the annotation of a GenBank genome assembly. Lineage: Eukaryota; Viridiplantae; Streptophyta; Zygnematophyceae; Desmidiales; Closteriaceae.